Stylonychia lemnae is the source of this 465-nucleotide messenger RNA. Lineage: Eukaryota; Ciliophora; Spirotrichea; Sporadotrichida; Oxytrichidae. The record is from the annotation of a GenBank genome assembly.
AUGGAAACAUCAAAGUACAUCAAUGAAGAGUUGGUACACAAAGUCCUAAGUAAAAUGCAAGGUACUAAUGAAGUUUUUUACAGUGAUAAAAUCCAAUAUACUCACUCUACAUUUGAAGAAGGCUUGCUUUGCAGAUCUCAUUUUGUAAUCAAAGUGACAAAUCAAAUGAAAGAUAAAAACGAUUAUCUAACUAGGGAAGUUGUUGAAGAAUUGCUCGAUUUCUUGCCAUUCAGAGCAUGCGAUGGAUUUGAAAAUUUUAGACCCAAAAUUACUCUAAAGUUAAGCAUAUAAUUUGUGAACAAAGUGCCUGUAGGAGAUUAGGUGAUAUUCUAAAGUGAUGUUUAAAAGGUUGGUAAGUAGAAUGGAGCUCUUGGGGGUAAGAUGAUUGAUCCAGUUUCAAAUUUAGUUAUUGCUUAAUGUUAAAGUGUAUUCAUUUAUGCUGAUGAAUUGCUGGCAAAGUUAUGA